This is a messenger RNA of Heteronotia binoei (common prickly gecko), 1943 nucleotides long. RefSeq names its product transmembrane protein 178A (gene TMEM178A). Gene Ontology annotation, cellular component: endoplasmic reticulum membrane. The coding region runs from base 125 to 904 and encodes 259 amino acids. The record is from RefSeq and is a predicted model, not a curated record. Lineage: Eukaryota; Metazoa; Chordata; Lepidosauria; Squamata; Gekkonidae. Gene Ontology annotation, biological process: negative regulation of osteoclast differentiation; regulation of cytosolic calcium ion concentration. The transcript is spliced from 4 exons.
UGCUCCCUCCUGACCGGCUGUGCAGCCGCCGCCUGCCCGGCCAGGAUGUGGGGGGACUUUGACGGCAGGAGCGUCCGCUGAAAGGGGGACCGAGUGGACGGAGGGGGCGUCCCCGGAGCCAGCCAUGGGCGGGCGAGCGCUGGUGGGCGCGCUCAGCCUGUGCCUCAGCCUCUGCUCCCUGGCGCUGCUGGUCACAGCCAUUUUCACCGACCACUGGUACGAGACCGACCCCCGGCGCCACCGGGAGAGCUGCGAGCACCGCGCCGGCAGCGCCCACCCGCCCGAGCAACGCCGUCGCCUCCUGCCCCUGCCGCACUUGCCCUUGCGAAGCGCCAAGCAGCGGCUCCCGCGAGGCGGCGGCGGCGCCUGGGAAGCGGUGGCGGCAGCGGCGGAGCCUCCCCCGGGCGACCUGCUUCUGCUGGACAACUGGCCGGCCCUCCUGGGGCUCGGGGUGCUGCAGUCCCGAUGCGGCCGUCCGCUCUUCGCCACUUACGCCGGGCUCUGGAGGAAAUGCUACUUGCUGGGCGUCGACAGGGACCUCGACAGUCUGGUGGAGCGAGGUAUUGCUCAAAGAUGUACAACAAUCAAGUACCACUUCUCUGUGCCAAUACGUUUACAGAACAUCCCAUUCAAUUUAACCAAGACCAUUCAGCAGGAUGAAUGGCAUCUGCUACAUCUAAGAAGAAUCACAGCAGGUUUCCUUGGGAUGGCAGCAGCUGUUCUUCUGUGUGGGUGUAUUGUAACAACAGUCAGUUUCUUUUGGGAAGAGAGUCUCACACAGCACGUUGCUGGGCUUCUUUUCCUCAUGUCAGGUACCAUUUCAUCUCUGCCUGCUAACAUUGUUGAGGCAUCUUUUGCACUAUUUCCCUCUGUACUUAUGCAGCAAGUGUCUCCUAUGAACUAAACCGGCUACCCAAAUUCAUCUAUGGUUUUCCCAACGAUGUUGAACAUGGAUACAGCUGGUCUAUAUUCUGUGCUUGGUGCAGUUUAGGACUUAUAGUAGCAUCGGGAUGUCUUUGCACCACUUAUCCAUUCAUUAGCAGGAAAAAAAUUAGCCAUCUAAAGUCAACCAGAGACUCUUCUGUAUGAGUGCUUAUUGAGAGAUAAUCUUUUCUUGAGCGGUGGCAAGUUAAGAGUAGGAUUGACAAGGGAGCUAAAUUCACAACUCCAAGCACAAAAGCCUGACCCUUAAAAUGCCAAACAUUGUGUCUUACUAGUCAGGAAACAAAGAGGAGUUCUCUACCUUCAGGUUGGCUGAAACAAACAUUCAGACAACAAAAGUUCUUGUGGAACUGACAAUUCAGCACAUUGUAUAUGCACACAUCAUAAAUGAGAGGGAGCGGCUCCCACUCAGACAAGAAAACUGUGUUAAGAAUUUAGGGCUGUUUUUAUUAAUAAUUGUUAUUAACAUAAUAAUGACAAACCACAACUGCCAAACACCCAGUGGUAAAAAAUACCCCCUUAUGGUCCUUAAUCAAUCUUAAACUUGAAUUUAGACUAUUAAAACAAUGAAAUAAGUCUUCAGUUCUCUUCAAGGUAUCAUUAGUCAUUACCAAGUGGUAGCAUGUAGGAGCCUUUCUUGAAGAAUUCUGAUAUCAUGAACGAUUGGGAGGGCAGUGGACAUUCGAAACAAUAUAGGCGAAGGAGCUGGAGGAAUAGGACUUCCAGAAGAGGGUGAAACCUAAGAGCAAGCCAUUUGAAUUUUACCAGCCGGUCCCUUUGGUGCAAGUUAAAAAAAAAAAAGACUGUUCUGUGAUAGCAACAUUCCUGCUCGUAACAUAUCUCCUUGAAAUACUUUUUGUAUUUCACAUUAAACCAAAUGGCAUAUGUAAACAGUGUGAAUGAAUGGGAUGAUGCUUGUUAGUACUGUUGGGAAUAAUACCUAUUGUAACAUCCUCAGCCUUUGUCUAAAAAAGUUCAGCAUUAAAAGUCUCUUUUCUGUU